AUGAGUGACACCGCAGGUUCCAGAGAUGGACCAGAGACAUCGACGUUUACAAUCCUCCUACUAGGUGAUCUGAUGAUCGGACGGCUCGUCGAUGCUCUCUUACCGACCAGUAUUGCGCGUGAACAACCGGCAUCUUGCCCAGAACAUGCUGCGCAGACGGUCGACAAGUACAUCAUACCAAAGAACCCUCAACUAAAGUCGUACGACUAUCUCUCGCCCUGGGGCAACGCCGGCCACCUCAUUCGCAGUUCUGAUGGUGUGGUAGUCAACCUCGAGACUGCAUUGACCACGACCACCGUACCGUGGCCGGGCAAGGUGUUCAAUUACCGAAGUCAUCCGGGUAAUGUGAGAUGUCUGGUGGAUGUGGGCUUAGGCGGCGGCUCGCAGAGAGCCAGUGUUUGUCUUGCAAAUAAUCAUACCCUUGAUUGGAAUAGGGAGGGGUUGCUUGAAACGGUACAAACACUCACCGAAGCGGGCAUCGAGUUUGCCGGGGCAGGAAGAACAAAGGAAGAGGCGAGUCAGCCGGGCACCAUCAAGCUCGGGAAUGGGAGCUGGUUAGUCAAGUGCUGGAGCUUUUCAGAUCACCCUGCCGACUGGAGAGGUGAGGAGUGUUUCAACCUGAUUGACUAUACGCGCACGAGUCGAGACCUCAUGAGGAGGCAGAUUACGACCGAAGAUGAAAAUCAACGAUCCGGGCAAAAGCGUUCAACGCUGAAAGUUGUCUCCGUGCACUGGGGUCCGAAUUAUCGGUGGCAGCCGUCGCAAGAAAUUGUUUCAACCGCACACUGGCUGAUCGACGAGUGCGACGUGGACAUUAUCCAUGGCCACAGUAGUCAUCACAUCCAAGGUGUCGAGGUGUACAAGGGCAAGCUGAUCGUCUACGGGUGCGGCGAUUUCGUGGACGAUUAUGCGGUCGAUUCCGCCUGGCGGAACGACCUGAGUGCCGCAUGGAGGGUUACAGUCGGUGAGACGACGGCGGACAGGCUGGCCGUGAAGAAAUUGGAAGUCUUCCCCAAUCGGAUACAGAAAUUUCAGGCCCGUCUACUCGAGGCUGAAGAUGAAGAUCAUAAGUGGGUUGAGACAAAGUUCAGGGAGCUUUGCGCAACGUUCCAUACCGUGGUCGAUGACGAUUUGGGUCCGGAGGCGCAGCUGGUGAUCGGUAUGGAAAAGCAAAGACAGAGUUGA
Exophiala oligosperma is the source of this 1185-nucleotide messenger RNA. RefSeq lists its product as uncharacterized. Bases 1 to 1185 code for a protein of 394 amino acids. NCBI's taxonomy places the organism in Eukaryota, Fungi, Ascomycota, Eurotiomycetes, Chaetothyriales, Herpotrichiellaceae. The record is from RefSeq and is a predicted model, not a curated record. The transcript has a single exon.